GAAGACUCCAUCUCGCUCCAAAGAUGUCCACAUCUAGAACUCAGACUCAACACACCAAAAGGUCGCGGAGUCUUCGCCACGAACUCCAUACCCCGAGGAACCUUGAUCGACAUAUGUCCCGUCUUGAUUCUCGACCCAGCGGAGAACGACAAACACAUCGCUCACACUUCCCUGUACCACUACACCUACAACUGGCCACGGUCCGCCAGGACCCUCACCCACCCAAACGGUGAAGCACUUGCCACACAAGCCGUAAUCCUCGGUCUAGGCUCCAUGUUCAACCACUCUUCCCGAGACCAAAACGUCGGAUGGACGAGGGAUCUCGCCCGAGAAGUGGUGGUGUACCGCACGUUGAGGGAUGUGGAGAAGGGCGAGGAAUUGUGUAUCUCGUACGGGAGUCAGUUGUGGUUUGAGGAUGCGGAU
Messenger RNA from Zymoseptoria tritici IPO323, 423 nucleotides. RefSeq lists its product as uncharacterized. The transcript has 2 exons. Gene Ontology annotation, molecular function: histone H3K37 methyltransferase activity; protein binding. The annotation marks the transcript as partial. Lineage: Eukaryota; Fungi; Ascomycota; Dothideomycetes; Mycosphaerellales; Mycosphaerellaceae. The record is from RefSeq and is a predicted model, not a curated record.